AUGGAAUUUCAAGGAGUAAUAUUUAUUCUUUUUCUUUUUCUUCUAACUGGAGUUGAUUCCAAUGCCUUCCCAACGAAUGAUUUGAUAAGCAAAUUUCCAGGACAACCAGAUGUUAAUUUCAGGCAAUUUGCUAGAUAUAUUGAAGUGGAUGAAAAUGUUGAUGGUCGAAGUCUUUUUUACUAUUUUGUUGAAGCUGAGAAAGAUCCCUUGACUCAACCCCUCACAAUUUGGUUAACUGGAGGACCAGGGUGUUCUUCAGUUGGAGGUGCCUUUGGAAGUGUUGGUCCUUUCAUUGUUACGAAAGAUGCUCAUGGUCUCCAAACAAAUUCCUUUUCUUGGAACAAAGUGUCAAAUCUAUUGUUCAUCGACUCCCCUAUUGGAUCUGGAUGGUCAUAUUCAAACUCAAGUAGUGAUUAUAAUAACGGAGAUGAUAGCACUAGUAAGAUCAUAAUUGGAGAUCAAGAUGGUAUAAUACCGACAAAGGGAACCUUACAACAUUUGGAAAAGUUGGCUGAGGAGUUAAACAUCAAGUUAACAAAAGAGGAAACAUAG
This is a messenger RNA of Gossypium arboreum, 552 nucleotides long. RefSeq names its product serine carboxypeptidase-like 44. The transcript has 4 exons. The record is from RefSeq and is a predicted model, not a curated record. Gene Ontology annotation, molecular function: serine-type carboxypeptidase activity. Lineage: Eukaryota; Viridiplantae; Streptophyta; Magnoliopsida; Malvales; Malvaceae. Bases 1 to 552 code for a protein of 183 amino acids. Gene Ontology annotation, biological process: proteolysis.